AUGAAAUUUCGAAUACCGAAAGAAGUAUUUUCCAAGCUUUUCGCAGAGACGCAACCCAAAGUCUUGAAAGGUCCAAACACUGAAAAAAAUGAAAGCAAGCUUUCUCUUGACCGCAAACAAGAAAGCGACCAAAAAGCCCCAACGAUGAAAGACUCGACGCAAAAUUCUCCAAAGUCCAUCGACGGCAUCAUUCAACCCAAAGCCGCAAACGAUGGCACAUAUUUCUCGCCCGAGCUACCGAAUCUCGUGAUCACGGACGAAGAUACCUUUGACCAAGCCAUGGGUAAAUGCAAGUUCCAACUUGAACAACAGCUUAUGAAAGACGAAUUGGACCAUCCAGUUACCGUAGAAAUCUUCAUGGCAAUGGGACGCCUCUUUCGAAAACAUGGAAGACUGGACGGAGCGUCAGCAAUGCAUCAGAAGGAUCUUGAAAUGAGCUUGCGAACUAUGGGAUCGGACUAUGUAUAUACAGCCAGUGCCUGUUUUAAGAUGGGGCUUGUUUUGGAAGAGCAAGGCGAGUUGGAGAAAGCACUAGCACUGUACCAAAAGGCGUUGGACAAUGACCCGAAGGUUCCUGACCAUGAGUUGACAGCGGAUAUUUGCAAUAGCAUGGGAACUGUUUUAGAAAAGCAAGGCCAACCAAUGAGAGCAAUGGGGCUAUACAAAAGAGCGCUGGAUAUUCGGUUGAAGGCCUUUGGACCCGAUGAUAGCAGAACAGAAGAAACUUACAACAAAAUGACAAAUGUUUUGCACAAUCAAGGUAGACUUGGAAAAGCGGUUUCAAUGUCCCAAAAGGCAGCAAAGCGUGAGAAGAAAGGUAAACUAAAAGAGGCAAUGGAGCUUUACCAGAAUACUCUGGGAAUUCGAUUGGAGAUUCUUGGAAAGAACCAUUUGGAUACAGCAAAAAUGUACGCCAGCAUUGCAGUUCUAUUGGAGAAACAAGGCAAACUGGAGGAGGCGAUUACAAUGCAUGGAAAUGCAUUAGACAUUCGAUUGCUACUUCGACCUGACCAUGAAGAUACAGCAAGGACGUACAACGCUAUGGCAAACAUCAACCAUGUGCAAGGCAAGCUGGAUACUGCAUUGGCACUGUACAAAAAUUGCCUGAAUAUUGAAUUGAAAACCCUUGGUAAGGAUCACAGAAGAACCGGAAACACGUGCACCAAAAUUGCACGAAUCCUUGACAACCAAGGCGAAAAAGAAGAGGCUUUGAAGAUGUACCAACUUGCAGCCGAUAUUCAACUGAGGACCGGACCUGAUCAUUACGUAACAGCAGUCACCUUGUCCAUCACGGCAGAUCUCCUGAAAGACCUAGCGAAAUUCGACGAAGCGGUGGCAACCUACCAGAAGGGGCUAGACAUCUACUUGAAGACUGUUGGAGUAGAACAUAGUGAUACAGCAGAUACCUACAAAAAUAUGGCAACUAUUCUACGAAAGCAAGGCAAACUAGAGGAAGCGAUGGUGCACCACAACAAGGCGCUAGAUAUUCAAGUUAAGGUUUUUGGACCUGAACAUCGAGAUUUGGCACAAGCCUACACCAAAAUGGCAUCUAUACGUUUCGAUCAAGGCCAGCUAGAGGAAGCGUUGACCCUAUAUCACAAGGCACUCAACAUUCGAUUGGCUACAAUUGGACCUCAUCAUCUAGAGACAGCUAAAACCUUCAGUAACAUUGCUGUCGUCCUUCAGAAUCAGGGAAAAUUGGAGGAAGCGACGGAACUAUACAGAAGGGUGCUCGACAUUCGAUCGAAAGCGCUUGGACCGAACCAUCAAGUAACUGCAAUGACCUACACGAACAUUGCAUCUCUCCUCCAGAAUCAGGGAAAAUUGGAGGAAGCAAUGGUAGUGCACGACGAGGUGUUAUCCAUUCGAUUGCAGACGCUAGGACCAGAGCAUGCAGCUACAGCACAGACAUAUAGCAGCAUGGCAUUUAUACGAGACAGUGAAAUGGAGUCAGAGGAAGCAUUGACUCUAUAUCACAAGGCGCUGGAGAUUCGAUUGAAGACUCUUGGAAAAUUUCAUCCGUUGACGGCAAAUACGUACAAAAAUAUUGCCAAUGUCUUCCAUCGACAGAACAAAUUGGAUGAAGCAAUGACACAGUACCAGGAGGCUCUGGAGAUUCGAUUGAAGGCACUUCAACCAGAUCAUCUCGACACAGCAAGUACUUACAGUGAAAUGGGAUUUACACUGUCCAAGCAGGGGAAGUUCGAGGAGGCAAUGGAAAUGUGCCAGAAGGCAUUGCAAAUACAACUGAGAGUUUGUGGAUCAGGCCAUGAGGAUACAGCUCACACUUACCAAAGCAUUAGUCAGAUUUUCUUUAUGCAAGGCAAGCUUGAAGAAGCGACCACUCAUGGUCAGAAUGCUCUUGAUACCUUUUUGGCACUCUUUGGCCGUGAUCACCCGUAUACUGUCGAGGCUAACGAGCUUAUGCAAUCGAUAGAAUCAAUGUCGAAGGAAAACAGCCUGAAGCAGAUCAAGGUUCCAGCAUCGAGGAACCAGUAUAUUCAUGCCUAG
Molecule: messenger RNA, 2511 nt
Organism: Cylindrotheca closterium
Lineage: Eukaryota; Bacillariophyta; Bacillariophyceae; Bacillariales; Bacillariaceae
Source: the annotation of a GenBank genome assembly